GAGACAUUUUUCGGGAGGAUUGACAAAGACAAGAUGCCCGUUAAUGUCUGCCGGGACAUGCUUUGCAUUUUUACCCUGGUUACUGGACUUAUGUGUUACAUCACUGGAAUUGAGGGCAGUAAGGUAGUCACGACGGACACCAUCUUAGACCCGAGCGGCGAGGGAGUCUGCAAUGAAACAAGAUUGGUAGAGAAAAAUGUGAUUACUGCAGUGAGUUACGUGACGUCGAGACAGACCAGAUAUAAGACGUGCGGCUUGGGCUGCUUCGGUGGAUCAUGGUGUGCCUGGUGUUCAACUAAAUAUAGAACUGUGUAUAUGACAGCAUACCGUAUGGAUACCCGUCCGACAAUGAUACCGGCUAAGGUGCUGAGUUGCUGCGAGGGUUAUGUCAAAAAGGACAGAGAAUGUCGCCCAGAUUGCAUGACUUCAAAAUUAGAUUGCACGAAAAAUUGUACAAAUUGCUCCAAUGACCAAUCCUACUGCAACCAUGUUACUGGGGUAUGCCACUGCAAAUACGGUUAUUACCACCAUGGCAAUGGUUGCCAGUCGUGUCCAACAGGUUGGUAUGGGCAAAAUUGCACCCACACGUGCCAGUGCCAAGUAGAUCAGAGCUGUGACCCGCAGUCAGGUGUGUGUGCUAAGUCUUGCGAGCCCGGGAAAGCAGGAACUACUUGCAAUGACACCUGUGAACCACAGAGGUGGGGAGAAGAAUGUGCCAAAUCUUGUGACUGCUCCAGCUAUCCAUGCGACUCCAUAACGGGAGCCUGUCUGUGUGGCGCUGCGCGAACGGGGGAAAGAUGCGAAAACGCAACUUCAAACCCAUCCGAAGCGGAUCAGCAAACUAACAUCAACAAUGCCGGAAGUUAUGUCAUCAUUCCCGUUGUCAGCGUCUUGGGCGUCCUCAUCAUUGCCAUGGUGAUAAUAGGUGUGGUGUUUUAUCGCAAGAGGAAGAUGGUUAAAAGGCACGAAACAGCUGGGAAUGGAACUGAAAGUGUUAAUGCUGCAUACUCACCAGACAGUUUAUCUCAUUCAGUGCUGUCCCCAAGUGGUGAGAUAGAUAACUCCUACAUGAGAGAAAAUGACAUAUAUUCACCAGGAUGCGAUGUGGAAAUGGUAGAAUACGACAAACUGAACUUUCAAGGUCGCGUCAAGAAAUCAGGUCAAGGUCACAGCCAAGGUCAAGAUCAAAAUAUAUAUUCAAGUCCACAAACAGAAAGUCACUCCAGUGGAAUGGUGGAAAAUGAUCUUUACUCCAUGGACUGAAGGAUUUACACUAGUUUCACCGAUAUAAGACAAUUUCUAGGUGGAAGUGUGCCACGGUUGUUCGAUUCCAAUCAAAAUGUUCAAUUUGGAUAGAAAACGGGUUGGCGACACAACAUUGUCCCAUGGUUAUGUUAGCCUUUUAAGUUGGCGGUAUUAAAUCAGUGAACCUGGAGUGUAUAACUUAUUGGCUUCUGAUUGAAAAGUAGUGAAGUUACCUAUCCAAGGUCGUGAAGAAUUGAGGUCGCAAUAGUCAAGUCAAUUGACAAUGUGAAAGUACGAGUAGGCCCUGUGAUCGAGACUGAGUUUAAACGCUGCCACUGCCGAAGAGAGCAGGCCUAGGCCUACUUUGGGGCCUUAGAUGUCAGACAUCAAUAAAGUCAGGUGACUUUCCCAAGGUCAAUUCAAGAUUGGGUCAAGGUCAAAAUAGCUCAACUGCACAAAGUGAAAUUACGCUGAUAAAUGAGAGGAAAUGAACUUAAAUCAGGAAUUGAGAAUAAAUGCAGGCAGAGUGUCGUUUGAUCACGAGAUGCAAGGCCAGGAAGUGAAAGGAGUGAGGUCAAAGGUCAAAAUGUAGACUCUAUUCAAGGAAGUGAAAGUACUUCUGAGGGAAUAUCAUCCCUCAUGACAUCAAGCAAUCUUAAGAUGAUCCUAAGAUUAUUUUUAACAGAAUAUACAAUUGAAUUACA
Messenger RNA from Lineus longissimus, 1949 nucleotides. Its product is annotated as multiple epidermal growth factor-like domains protein 10. The record is from RefSeq and is a predicted model, not a curated record. The coding region runs from base 34 to 1263 and encodes 409 amino acids. The transcript has 7 exons. Gene Ontology annotation, molecular function: protein binding; scavenger receptor activity. Lineage: Eukaryota; Metazoa; Nemertea; Pilidiophora; Heteronemertea; Lineidae.